AGCUGGAGGACAAAGCCAUGUAAGGUCUGUGGCUAUCACUGCAGCCAGCUCAGACCCGCCUCCCAACCCUGGCUCCAGCCUCCCUGUUCCUUCCCAUGCUGGCAAAAACAUCAGACUCCACAGAAGCUCUGCUAUUGCCUAGCGCCUGGGAGACCCCGGCCAAAAGGAGUCCAUUUCUGGUAGAAGCCUGUCCGUCUUCAAGGAACAAUGACCCAGAAGACCACCAUAGUGCUUCUUGUUCUGGCUGUCAUCACCAUCUUUGCUUUGGUUUGUGUCUUGCUAGCUGGCAGGAGUGGAGAUGGGGGCAGACUGGGUCAACCUCUUCAUUGCCCCUCCGUCCUUCCUAGUAUCCAGCCCUGGACACACCCUGGCCAGAGCCAGGUGUUUGCAGACCUGAGCCUUGAAGAGCUGACAGCUGUGAUGAGGUUUCUGACCAAACGCCUGGGGCCAGGGCUGGUGGAUGCAGCCCAGGCUCGACCCUCGGACAACUGUGUCUUCUCAGUAGAAUUGCAGCUGCCUGCCAAGGCUGCAGCCCUGGCCCACCUGGACAGAGGGGGCCCCCCACCUGUGCGGGAGGCACUGGCCAUCAUCUUCUUUGGUGGACAACCCAAGCCCAAUGUGAGUGAGCUGGUGGUGGGGCCCCUGCCUCACCCCUCCUACAUGCGGGACGUGACUGUGGAGCGCCAUGGUGGGCCCCUGCCCUAUUACCGGCGUCCUGUGUUGGCCAGAGAGUAUCAGGAUAUUGAGGAGAUGAUCUUCCACAGAGAGCUACCCCGAGCUUCAGGACUCCUCCAUCACUGUUGCUUCUAUAAACACCAGGGAAACAGCAUGCUAAAAAUGACUACAGCCCCCCGUGGUUUGCAAUCAGGAGAUCGGGCCACCUGGUUUGGCUUGUAUUACAACCUCUCAGGGGCUGGGUUUUACCCUCACCCCAUUGGGUUGGAGCUUCUGAUAGAUCACAAGGCCCUGGAUCCUGCCCUGUGGACCAUCCAGAAGGUAUUCUAUCAAGGCCGUUACUAUGAGAGUCUGACUCAGCUGGAGGACCUGUUUGAGGCUGGCCGGGUGAAUGUGGUACUGAUCCCAAACAAUGGCACAGAUGGGUCCUGGUCUCUAAAGUCCUCAGUGCCACCAGGCCAAGCUCCCCCUCUGCAGUUCCAUCCUCAGGGACCCCGAUUCAGUGUCCAGGGGAGUCAAGUGACUUCCUCCUUGUGGGCUUUUUCUUUCGGCCUUGGAGCUUUCAGUGGCCCAAGGAUCUUUGAUAUCCGCUUUCAAGGGGAAAGGGUGGCCUAUGAAAUUAGCGUUCAGGAGGCCAUAGCCCUGUAUGGUGGAAAUUCCCCAGCAUCAAUGUCGACCUGCUAUAUGGAUGGUAGCUUUGGCAUUGGCAAAUACUCUACCCCCCUGACCCGUGGGGUAGACUGUCCCUACCUUGCCACCUAUGUGGACUGGCACUUCCUUCAGGAAUCUCAGGCCCCCAAGACUCUCCGAGAUGCGUUUUGUGUGUUUGAACAGAACCAAGGUCUCCCGCUCCGAAGGCACCACUCAGAUUUCUACUCCCGCUAUUUUGGGGGCGUUGUGGAGACAGUGCUUGUGGUCAGAUCCGUGGCUACCUUGCUCAAUUAUGACUAUGUGUGGGAUAUGAUCUUCCACCCCAAUGGAGCCAUAGAAGUCAAAGUCCAUGCCACAGGCUAUAUCAGCUCAGCUUUCUUCUUCGGUGCUGGUGAGAAAUUUGGGAACCGAGUUGCAGAACACACACUAGGUACGGUGCACAUUCACAGCGCUCACUUCAAAGUGGACCUGGAUGUGGCAGGGCUGAAGAACUGGGCCUGGGCAGAGGAUAUGGCUUUUGUCCCCAUGAAUGUACCUUGGCAACCGGAAUACCAGAUGCAGAGGCUGCAGGUGACUCGGAAGCUGCUGGAGACAGAAGAGGAGGCUGCCUUCCCAAUGGGGGGCGCCACCCCACGCUACCUGUACCUGGCCAGUAACCACAGCAACAAGUGGGGUCAUAGGCGAGGCUACCGCAUCCAGAUACUCAGCUUUCCUGGGAAACCGUUGCCGCAGGAAAGCCCCAUAGAGAAAGCCUUCAGCUGGGGAAGGUAUCACUUGGCUGUGACCCAGAGGAAGGAGGAGGAGCCUAGCAGCUCGAGCAUCUUCAACCAGAAUGACCCGUGGACGCCCACUGUGGACUUCACCGACUUCAUCAGCAAUGAGACCAUUGCUGGAGAGGACUUGGUGGCCUGGGUGACAGCUGGCUUUUUGCACAUCCCACAUGCAGAAGACAUUCCCAACACGGUGACUGUAGGGAACGGAGUCGGCUUCUUCCUCCGGCCAUAUAACUUCUUUGAUGAGGACCCUUCCUUCUACUCUCCAGAUUCCAUCUAUUUCCGGGAGAACCAGGAUGUCAGGGACUGUGAGGUCAACCCCCUGGCUUGCCUGUCCCAGACUGCCACCUGUGCCCCGAACCUCCCUGCCUUUUCCCAUGGGGGCUUUGCUUACAAAUAAGUGUCCCCAAGAUGGACAACCUAGCCAAGGGCUGGGGAGUAGAGCAACAGCUGGGCAGUGCAGGGCCAUCUGGUUCCUUCUGUCUCCACUUCUCUGAUGUCCCCUCUCUCUUCUGCUGCCCUCCUUAUCUCUCCCUCCCUGCUUGGAGCUUCCUGAGCCCAUGGAUGUCUGACACACAGGGGCAUUGAGCUUUGUUGAGUUCCUGCCUCUGGAGAAGAUUAGCCUUGUUAGGAGCCUGGAGUAAUGGCUGUUUUGUUUUGAAGAUGAUUCCUUUCCCCCACCCCCACCCCAUCCCCCUAUUUGGCUUUCAUUAAAAAUUUUAUAAUAGCUUU
Molecule: messenger RNA, 2831 nt
Organism: Grammomys surdaster
Lineage: Eukaryota; Metazoa; Chordata; Mammalia; Rodentia; Muridae
Gene: Aoc3
Product: amine oxidase copper containing 3
Exons: 4
Coding region: 208-2499 (763 amino acids)
Biological process (GO): response to antibiotic; amine metabolic process
Cellular component (GO): early endosome; Golgi apparatus; endoplasmic reticulum
Molecular function (GO): copper ion binding; quinone binding; primary methylamine oxidase activity
Source: RefSeq, a predicted model, not a curated record